Molecule: messenger RNA, 6715 nt
Organism: Petromyzon marinus (sea lamprey)
Lineage: Eukaryota; Metazoa; Chordata; Hyperoartia; Petromyzontiformes; Petromyzontidae
Gene: CARHSP1
Product: calcium regulated heat stable protein 1
Biological process (GO): regulation of mRNA stability
Cellular component (GO): cytoplasm
Molecular function (GO): mRNA 3'-UTR binding
Source: RefSeq, a predicted model, not a curated record
GGAGGGUGACUUCCGCGGAUUUCUACGUGAGACGUAGCCUGUACCGCUUGUGUUUUGUCGCUUAGUGGAGGGUGACUUCCGCGGAUUUCUACGUGGGACACUGCCUGCACCGCGUGGGUUUUGUCGCUCAGUGGAGGGUGACUUCCGCGGAUUUCUACGUGGGACUGGGGUCUGAUAGGGCGGCACGUCAGAGCACAGAGUGAGGCUCGCAGAGGGAGGAGGAUCGGGGCAGUGAGUGGCGUUCUUCCUUCCGUGCACGCGUCAAUUGGGAGAUAUUUAGAACUUUGCGUGUGUUUUUUUUUGCACACGAGGCCACUGGUAGUAACUACAACAUCGAGGUACACGCUGUGCACCCACACGUACUCACACACAGAGUGGCACGGGGAGGUGAAGACGUGAAGGCGUACAAAGGAAUCGCCGAGGGGGGGGGGGAGUGUGGUUUGCCAACACAUGCAAGAGCUUCACCGUAGAUAGGGAAAGGCAGACACGAGAGAGGGGUAUACAGAGGGACACAUACGUAUAUACACACACACAUACGCGGAGAGAUAAUUGUGCAGGGGCUUGAUACACGAGUGGGUGAAGGUCGGCGUACAAAGGGAGACGCCAAAAUCGCAGGGAAAACGCCCAUCCCUGCAGGGGCUCCCGAACUCCACCGCGAGAAAAGAGCGGCGUCCAAGGCGGUGAGGCUGUGACUUCCCCCCUCCCACGUGGUACCAGACCCCAGACCAUGUCAGCACCUCCCGCGAGCGAGACGGGCUCGUCGCCCCGCCGUGCCCCGCACAGCCCCACGGGGCCUGGGGACGUCCCCACCUCGCUCUCCUCCAUCUCGCCACUCUCCCCGAAGAGAGACUUCCUGCUGCCCAGCCCACUGCCCACGCGCCGAUCUCGCACGUACUCCGCAGCGGCGAGAGCGGCAGCCGGCCCGUCGUACCGGGGAGUCUGUAAAUUCUUUUGCCGCUCCAAAGGUCACGGCUUCAUCACCCCCGAGGGGGGCGGCGCCGACAUCUAUGUGCACAUCUCAGAUGUGGAGGGCGAGUAUGUGCCGGUGGAGGGCGACGAAGUGUGCUACAAGCUAUGCUGCAUCCCACCCAAGAUGGAGAAGCAUCAGGCAGUUGAAGUCAGCAUCAUUCACCUGGCACCGGGGUCCAAGCACGAGACCUGGUCUGGCCACCCCAUCUAGGACCCAGGGCACCUGGGCCUUCCAUCCUCAUCUCUACCACCAGCCAGCCGCACCAGCCAGCCUUGCCUGCCUCUGCCCACACUAAACACAUGACUGUGGGGACACUCACUCCUAGUCCGUUGGAUGGUUGCAUAACACAUGAAGGUAGCAUUUCUCUUAGUUUACACGGAUUUAGAUAGGAAACUUAGGGCUCAUGAGUUGAUUUAUGCAGCCAGCCAUAGGUCCCCCGAGUAAAAUAAAUGGCAGUGAGUUAUUCGUCUGAAACCGGCUCUACACACUCAAGCAUUCCUGGCCUCUAUCCCCAUGACUUCUAGUUUAAAUCUGCUUUUUCUUAUUUUCAAAGUAUAAUUCACAUUAAGUAAGUGUCAAAUAUUUAAUUUCUAAUAAAUCAAAAGGUUGCUUUGAGUUGGUACACAUUUCAAAAAUUCCAUUAGAAAUGCCAUGCAAUUGUUUGAAAAAUGUAAUAUCCCAAAUUCAGUUGAACUCCAAUUAAAACCCUCUAUCAUUGGUUCAUUUAUAUAUUAACAUUCCUUACAUUUUUUUUUAUUUUAAGUCCACUGAUCUCCCACCAAUUCUAUCAACAUUAAUAUCUGACACAAGUCCCAGAAACUGGAAGCCCCCCAAAGCUUCAUCAUAAUUCUGAGAAACUGCAAUUGUAGAAAUUUCAUCUGUAAUACUUAUAUAUCACCCACUGUCAUUUAUGGCUGAAACAACACUUCUUAUCCACCCAUCUUCACCCUUUGGCCUCUGCUAUUCCCCUAGACUUUCAGCCGGCUCCUGCCAAACAGUGCACAUUUAAUACAGUUAAUCAGGAACUUCACUACAGUUGCGGACACAACCAUGUGUUUAAGUGUAUUGCUGCUUUAGCACAGGUCUCUAUUAAAUGCUUAAUUGCUGGAGCUCAUAAACCAGCUAGUGAGAGUCAAAAUAAGGCCAUUUUUCUUGUCAGGGACCAUGCCUAUAUAAUGGGGAAUGACAUUGUCUUAGUUCAAAUGCCGUAACACAUGCUUAUGUUGGCAAUAUCUGACAAUGCUUUAUGUAUCAUAUGCAAAGUGGCAUUAAAGAGCAAACAGCACAGAUGAUGUCUGGUCGUGUAGAUGCGCGUAUAUCACCCAGACAUCAUAGCGUCACUCAAUCGCUUAUUAGAAUUACCUCCAUAUUGAGCAGAUAUUUUUUGCGGAAUCAGGAAAUGUACCUCACCUUUUUGAGUGCAUUAUAUAAUUAGGCCAUCACAAUUUUGGAUAUGGUUAAGUUUAUUAGGAUGCAUAGCGUUGGACAUGCACGUAUGCACCAGUACACACACUUGCAUGCACAUGUAUGUAUGAAUGCGUUUGCUUUUUAAUAGUUUCAUUUUGUUAUGAACGGCUGCUGUGAAUUCUGCAGAAUAGGAUAACGUUCAUUGAAGUUCUGCAUCAAGGCUGGUAUUCAGAGGUGGCUAAGUGAAGCUUAAGGUGUGUUGGAGCAGUCGGUCAACAUCACUGGGUUUGAAUUCCAGUUUCCAACCUGCCCGAAGGGUGAACCCUUUUGAAGAUUUUUGUGAUUGUUCUAUAUAGCUCUCUGAUGUGUUUUCGGGUUGUACCAUGUGGUGUUUGGCACGACGUCCGAUGAUUUGCUGUACAUGCUGGGAGCUUCUCUUAGAGCUUCUAUUCUUGAAGAAACUCUCAGUACGUGGAGUACAACUUAAGAUGGCAUAACACAGUACGCCGUUCAAGCCGAAACACAGAACCAACUUCAGACGUUGGUUCCAUCCAACCACCAAUAACUGCACAAAAAUUACGUGAUUUAAAUGUGCGUAAUUAAAUGUUUUGCCCAACCCAGAGAGUUGUAAAAUACGUAAACUUGCAUUGAAUGACAAAGGGAACCACUCGCAGAGUGUGCGAUUGCGUUGCCACAGGUUGUGGCAAGAGGAGCUUGUUGAAGAGACAUCGUAAGUUCUAAAGUUAAUGAAAAAAACCUGUGGCCAAACAAUAAAUUAUCAACCUUGUAAUGUUACUUGAUUAAUAACUUUCUGCCAUUUCAUGACCAGUGGAAAGGGUGUUGACUUCCAGAUGGCAUUCUGACUUGGUCCAUGCUCCCACGGAAGUCUUACUAGAGCAAAUGUUCACUGAAGAGAGUUUGAUAAUAGGACUAGGUAGAUAGAUUUAUGACCUCGGUUUCAUAUUGGAGCAACAGGCUCUUGAAUGAGCAAUCAGUCGUGACGUUGCUGUGAUGAUGCAGGAAUGGGAAGUACUGUCGGUGAGGUCGUAUACAAUGAAAUCCGCAUUCGUCUUUGGAUUAAAAAAAAAAUUGAAGAUUAAAUGAAUUAUAGAUUUUAGAUUACAGUAGCCUAACCUAACUGAAAAAUGCAUUAAAUAUAAAAAAUAUAUUUUACAUGUUUAAGAUCACUUCCUGAGCACCGUUCUCUGCCAGUGGAGGGCAGACAGGAGGAGGUGGCAGGGGACAGUGGGAGGGACUAAGCCCACAGCCUUGUGGCUCAUGGGGAUGGAUGUGGGUCGUGGUACCGAUCUUGGAAUGUAAUAGGGAUGUAACCGGCUGUUCCUGGUCUCCCGAGCCUCCUUGCCAGUGGUCAUGAAAAUGUUGCAUUUGCCUUCCUUAUUAUACCACUUUCUCGCAACAGACAUUACUAAGAUUAACAUAAAGAUGUGGGUGCGAUUGGCAGCCUAGACUGGCGAGUUUGGGUUUGUUACAGAGUUCUGUAUUCAGAUUUCUACAAAUGGCACGUAAAACACGCAAGGUAAUUACAAACAACUAAACAUGGGUUAAUAAAUGGCAUGGAUUUCAUAAUCUUUAGAUAUGUGCUUUUAAUUGAAUAUGCUUUGUUGUGGCAUCAAUCUUUAUAUAGUAUGUCGGACCAUGGACUUUUCCAUUCCCUCUAUAGUUCUGUCAUGUUCUGCCCACAGCUACUACUACUAAAAACCAUGGUGUCUAGCUAGUUUUCUCUCCGUUUAUUUUAUGCUUAAGAUGGAAGAAAUUUGAGGAUGCAAUAACAAGUGCUUUAUUAGUCAAAACAUGAGUUAAAUAUGUUUUCGGGGUUUUACAGAAAUGGAAUUACAGCCCUCAAAAGUGAAGCAAUUGAAGGUUUCCUACGCAAGUAUGAAACAGUUCCAUCUGUUUAUAGGCAUGUGUUGGAAACUCCAUAUUCCUAUGGCAUGGACAGGUUGGUCCUUUGGACAACCACUGGUGAAUUCACACGGGGGGCAUCAAGGUUAUUGACCUUGCAGUGAUGAAAGAAAGGCUGAGUUGACCUCUGGAAUUAUAUCUUGCAACUUCAUGUUUGUGCUACCCAGCUGAUCAGUACAGCGCCAAGUUCAUCAUUUGGAUUGAGUCCAUUCUGAAUGAGUUACUUAUUCUUUUGGGAUGGUUUAGUUCAUCUUCAUUACGAAGCCAUUGCACAGACACGUGCGUGUAUGAGAACAGUGGUUGCUUUUCCGACCUUUGGACCUGGAUUUGUAUGAGGCCUUCCUGUGAAUAAUCGUCAACAGGGUGAUUACAACCAAAUGAAACCACAGAUUAGACAACAAAAAGUAAAAUUUGCAUUGUAGUGAAAUAUUUGUCAUGAGUAUAGUGAUGAGAGGUCAGUGUCCUCACACUCCGAAUGAACACUAAGAGUUUCUCAUCUCUCGAGGCUCCAGAACCAAUUCUUGAAAAUACAUAUCACUGGCAGGGAGCAGUCUAAGUAACACAACAGCCUAUUGUUGGGCUUAUACCAAAUAGAGCUGUCUCAACAGGUAGUGCUCAUUUUACUGACCCCAAAGGAAAUAUGGUGGUGGUAGAAGUCUUGACCCUGUGUUGACCCUGUUUUGGAUGUGAAUUAUUUGCAAUUAUGAGCCCAUAAUUAGAAGCGACGCCCACUGAGCUUUCCCUGUGCUAAUGGAAAGUGGCACCAGUGGCACUUUUCUUGGGGAGAGGGGAGCGAUAUGGAGGAGGGCAAUGCCGUAUAAUUACAUUUGAAAUAAAAGGGUUGACGAGACUUACUAAGGUGACAAAGUGCCUGUAAAAGUGUUCUCAUUAGGGAUUCUUUAAAUAUCCUGGGUUGAUUUUGUGCUCAUCACACCAAUCUGCACAGUGUCUGUUUCAGAUUUUGUCAAAAGCAUCAGAGACCACUUCUAGUCCAUGGGCCGGAACAUAAUUUGGUAACACUUUUAAGUGGCAAAUAUUUAGUGAUAACUGUUUCUGUAAAUGGCUUAUCUGAUUACGUACUUACUAUACGGUCGUUCAAUAAUUUACUUUUAUUUGCGAUUAAAAGAUCAUGGUGCAACAUACGCGUUUCAUUUUCAGGUGGUACCGACGAGUAAAAUUUUGACCUUGGCUCAUUGACUAUUAGUCCAGAGCAAUCAUAACGUCUACUCCACAACUGAAAAACGAGUUAGAAUUACUGUGUCAUAGGGGGAAAUCCCAUAGUGCAUUGUAUGUGGGCACGUGUAUUCACAACAGCCUGAUUAGUGGAGCAGAAAACAGUCGUUGAAAUGAUGAUACAAGCAUAACAUUUGAUCGCCUUCUAAUCAAAGAUGGUCACCAUUUUGUCAAGAUGCCCACCUGUUUUCCAAUUUUUUAUGUCCCUUAGCAGUGCUCUUCUGUCGUAUUGGUCUUUGUAUCUAUGUUUGUGAGCUCAUAAAAAAAUGGAUGCCGCUUAGAUGCAAAAAAAAUAUGGAGUUUUAUUUUGAAGCUUUGAGUUGCGCCGUUUGAAACCCACAAGCGUGUGAAAAACUCAAAAGGAAGCCUUUGAGAAAUCACGAUGUGCAGCCCAACCACCUGCAGACUCAGCAGGUGAGCAUCUCACACAGUUUGUCAUGGGUCUUCAAGUGAGAACGAAUGAUUCAGAAUUAAUCCCUCUGAGUAACAAUCCAGAGUACAGUAUUGGUGACAUUUAAUUCCUGUAAUCAUUACAUAAUUGUUUAACAUUUGACAUGUCUGACAGUUGUUUUAAAAUUAACAUUGUUCCUUUCUGAUCAGCUGCUACAUUUUAAAUUACACAUUUUUAUCUGUUGAGUUUCCUCCAGUUAAUUUCCUGUGCAGUCUUGUCAAUAUAAACAAAGCAUUCAGGGACCUGCGUUGACAUGUUUAGUCAAUUUAUUUUCGAGGAUUUUGUAUGUAGGAGAAAACGGAGGUUACUAGAGAAAACCCAUACAUAUAUUUGGAUAACACUAACGUUUUGAACCCACUUGCUGUACUGUUACCGCCUGACCUCUGCACAGGUAGACAGGAGAUGGCAGCUGUGUGAAUUUGGGAGCCUUGCAGCACGUAAUAUCUGCAUGACCCAAUAAGUCUGCCUUUAAAUAGCUAUGUUAUAGGCACACGCCUCCACAAGCUUUUGUUUUCAUCAACGAAAUGUGUACCAGCUGUAACGCUGUUUAGUGACAUUGAGACAGCCAAACAGAUACUGUUCAGGCUGACACUGAGGCCGAUAAAGGGAAUGUGGCACUAGUAAACUGUUGCCACAGACCGGGGAUAGGGGUCUUGAUUUGCUUUUAUGACACAUUGUUUAAUGAAUCGCUGACGUGUGUUGUGCAUUCAUUAUUAAAAACUCAAAAUUAA